Messenger RNA from Emiliania huxleyi CCMP1516, 868 nucleotides. RefSeq lists its product as hypothetical. The transcript has a single exon. Bases 109 to 672 code for a protein of 187 amino acids. The record is from RefSeq and is a predicted model, not a curated record. NCBI's taxonomy places the organism in Eukaryota, Haptophyta, Isochrysidales, Noelaerhabdaceae.
CCGACACACACACACACGGCAUUUUUCGGACUGCCAGCGCCCUGAGUGCGCACCUCGACUCGGGCAGCACACACUCGCCUGUCGGGAGCGGCACAGACCAUGGGUUCUAUGCUUCGCAGCUCCGCCACGGCAGCGUACCUCGUGCUGGCCGCCCUCUUCUUCUCCGCGGCCGCGUUUGCCAACCUCAACGACCCCGACCCGCUGUGGUGGGUGGUGGCCUACGUUGGCGGCGGCGUGGCGCUGCCCGCUGCGCAUGCGCUCGAGAGCCGCCCUGCCCGACGCCGCCAGCUGCUCGGCGCCGCGGCCGCGCUCGCCGCGGCCCUCGGAGUGGUGAUAUCCGUAUUCUCUGGCCGGCUGUGGCCGCGGCUCGACUUUGGGCUGCCGCUGGGUGCGCUCGCGUGGUCGGCGCUCGAGGAGGAGGAGGGGCGCGAGGCGGUCGGCCUGACGCUGCUGCUGCUGCACGUGCUGCUCGUGGCGUCGCUGCUGCUGCCCGAGGGCGAGGGCGGCGGCCGCAGCAGCCUCGUUUCGGCCGGCGCCAUGCUGGCCCUGGGCGGGGCGGUGGUGGCUGCCAUCGGCGCGUGGGUCUUUGCUCGGCCGGACAUGAUCGCCAAGCAAGGCGUGGCGCACUGCGAGGGCGCGUUUGGCGGGCUGUCCCAGCUGCUGGGCUUCUGAUGAGGGUGUGCGGCCAGCGGCCAGCGCCAGCGGUGCUGGCGUUGCGGCAAACUCGAGGGCGGCGCCGCGUCGGUACGAGAUCUCGCUCAUGUCUAUGACCAUCAGUUGUGAACUUUGCAAGAACGCUGAAAAAUGUUGUGCGGCGUACCUUAAGGUAUGUAGACCUAUGGUGCAUGUGUUGUACUGUACUGUGUUG